GCGGGGCUCACGGGCGGGGCCUGGCCUGGCCCAUCCCGGCCGCAGCAGCCGGCGGGCCCGGGGCGGGCGAACGAUGUGAGGAGCCGGGACGGGCCGUGGAGCCGCCCAGGGUCUGUCCCUGCGGCCCUCCGGGAUGAAGCUGAAGAAGCAGGUGACAGUGUGUGGAGCUGCCAUCUUCUGCGUGGCCGUCUUCUCGCUCUACCUGAUGCUGGACCGGGUGCAGCAUGACCCCGCACGUCACCAGAGUGGCGGCAACUUCCCCAGGAGCCAGAUUUCGGUGCUGCAGAACCGCAUCGAGCAGCUGGAACAGCUGCUGGAGGAGAACCACGAGAUCAUCAGCCACAUCAAGGACUCGGUUCUGGAGCUGACAGCCCAUGCUGAGGGGCAGCCAUCACUGCCCCACCACACAACUAAUGGGUCCUGGGUGCUGCCCCCCGAGAGCCGCCCAAGCUUCCUGUCUGUGUCCCCACAGGACUGCCAGUUUGCCCUGGGGGGUAAGGGACAGAACCUAGACCUGCAGAUGCUGGCUGUGUACUCCCUGCUGCCCUUCGACAACCAGGAUGGUGGGGUGUGGAAGCAGGGCUUUGACAUCACCUAUGAGCCCAAUGAGUGGGACACGGAACCCCUGCAGGUAUUUGUGGUGCCGCAUUCCCACAACGACCCAGGCUGGAUCAAGACCUUUGACAAGUACUACUACGACCAGACACAGCACAUCCUCAACAGCAUGGUGCUGAAAAUGCAGGAGGACCCACGCCGCCGCUUCAUUUGGUCUGAGAUCUCCUUCUUCUCCAAGUGGUGGGACAACAUCAGCGCCCAGAAGCGGGCAGCGGUGCGGAGGCUGAUUGGCAAUGGGCAGCUAGAGAUGGUGACAGGUGGCUGGGUGAUGCCUGAUGAGGCCAAUUCCCACUACUUCGCCAUGAUCGACCAGCUGAUUGAGGGGCACCAGUGGCUGGAGAAGAACAUUGGUGUGACACCCCGCUCAGGCUGGGCAGUUGACCCCUUUGGGCACAGCUCCACCAUGCCCUACCUGCUGAAGCGCUCCAAUCUGACAGCUAUGCUCAUCCAGCGUGUGCACUAUGCCAUCAAGAAGCACUUUGCUGCCACCCAGAACCUGGAGUUCAUGUGGAGACAGACAUGGGAUACAGACACUAGCACCGACAUCUUCUGCCACAUGAUGCCCUUCUACAGCUACGACGUGCCCCACACCUGUGGGCCUGACCCCAAGAUCUGCUGCCAGUUUGACUUCAAGCGCCUGCCUGGUGGGCGGAUCAACUGCCCGUGGAAGGUUCCUCCCCGAGCCAUCACCGAUGCCAAUGUGGCAGAGCGAGCCCAGCUGCUGCUGGACCAGUACCGCAAGAAGUCCAAGCUGUUCCGCAGCAAGGUGCUGCUGGUGCCCCUGGGUGACGACUUCCGCUACGACAAGCCGCAGGAGUGGGACGCCCAGUUCCUCAACUACCAGCGCAUCUUCGACUUCCUCAACUCCCAGCCCAGCCUCCACGUCCAGGCGCAGUUUGGGACGCUCUCGGACUACUUUGAUGCCCUGUACAAGAAGGUGGGCAUCGUGCCAGGGAUGAAGCUGCCGGGGUUCCCAGUACUGAGUGGGGAUUUCUUCUCCUACGCGGACCGGGAAGACCACUACUGGACAGGCUACUACACCUCCCGGCCCUUCUACAAGAGCCUGGACCGGGUGCUGGAGGCCCAUCUCCGCGGGGCAGAGAUCCUGUACAGCCUGGCACUCGCCCACGCCCGCCGCGCUGGGAUCACCGGCAGGUACCCACUCUCUGACUACUCCCUGCUGAGCAACGCCCGCCGCAACCUGGGCCUCUUCCAGCACCACGACGCCAUCACCGGCACCGCCAAGGAGGCUGUGGCUGUUGACUAUGGAGUCCGGCUGUUCCAGUCCCUCACCAACCUCAAGCACGUCAUCAUCAACGCCGCGCAUUACCUUGUGCUGGGGGACAAGGACACCUUCCGCCACGACCCUGCAGCACCCUUCCUGGGCAUGGAUGACACACGCCCCAGUCAGGACUCCCUUCCAGAGAGAACAGUGGUCAAACUGGAAACCUCACCACGGUUCCUGGUGGUGUUCAACCCGCUGGAGCAGGAGCGCCUGAGCCUGGUGCCCGUGCUGGUGGACUCCCCACAUGUGCGUGUGCUCUCCGAGGAGGGGCUUCCCCUGCCCUCCCAGCUCAGCCCACACUGGGACUCUGCCACCAAUGCAGUGCCUGAUGUCUACCAGGUUUCGGUGCUGGCCCGGCUGCCCGCGCUGGGGCUGCGCAUGCUGCAGCUGCAGCGCUCCUUGGACGGCCAGGCCACGCUGCCGUCCUCCCUGCGGCUCUACCUGCAUGGCCGCGACGUUCCCGUGCACAAGCCCACCGCCGUGCCCCUGCAAGUCCUUCCGGAUGCCGCCGAUGACUUCUGCCUGGAGAACCAGCACCUGCGGGCCUGCUUCUCAGGGCACUCGGGCCUGCUGCAGAGCAUCCGCCAAGCUGGGGAGGAACGGGAGCAGAGAGUGAACAGCCAGUUCUUUGUCUACGGCACCAGGACCUCCAAGGACAAAAGUGGAGCCUAUCUCUUCUUGCCUGACGGCGAGGCCAAGCCCUACAAUCCCAAGGACCCCCCAGUAGUGCGGGUGACAGAAGGACCCCUCUUCUCAGAGGUGGCCAGCUACUACCAGCACGUCCAGGCUGUGGUGCGGCUUUACAACGUGCCAGGGGUGGAGGGCCUGUCCCUGGACAUGUCUUGCCUAGUGGACAUUCGUGACCAUGUCAACAAGGAGCUGGCCCUGCGUUUCAGUACUGAUAUCGAGAGUGAUGACACCUUCUUCACAGACCUCAAUGGCUUCCAGAUCCAGCCCCGUCGCUACCAUCGGAAGCUGCCACUGCAGGCCAACUUCUACCCCAUGCCCACCAUGGCCUACAUCCAGGACACGCAGAGCCGCCUGACACUGCACACAGCCCAGGCUCUGGGUGUCUCCAGCCUCAGCAGCGGCCAGCUGGAGGUGAUCCUGGACCGGCGCCUCAUGCAGGAUGACAACCGGGGCCUGGGCCAAGGGCUGAAGGACAACAAGCGGACCUGCAACCGCUUCCGCCUGCUGCUCGAGCGCCGUGCCACCGCCAACAAGAGCUCCAGCUUCUUUUCCAAACUUGCCUCCGUGUUUAGAGCCUUGGGCUUCCCCGGCGCCCGGACUGGCAGCCCUGAGAUUCAGGAUGGGCGCCCAAUCAGCUUCCCCUCCCUGAUGAGCCACAUCACCUCCAUGCACCUGAAUGCUGAGGCCCUGGUCAUGCCUGUGGUCCAGGAGAAGCUGGCUCCACCAGCCCUGCGCUCCUUCGCACCCCUUUCCACCACCCUCCCCUGCGACUUCCACAUCCUUAACCUGCGGACACUGCAGGCAGAGGAGGAGUCACUCCCUUCAGCUGAGGCAGCCCUGAUCCUGCACCGCAAAGGCUUUGACUGCAGCCUAGAAGCCAAGAACCUGGGCUUUAACUGCACCACCGGCCAUGGCAAGCUGGCGCUGGGCAACCUGUUCCAAGGACUGGAGCUGAGCUCCCUGCAGCCCACCUCGCUGACCUUGAUGUACCCACUGGGCACAGCCUCCAACGUCACCAAUGUCCACCUGGACCCCAUGGAAAUUGCCACUUUCCGUGUCCGCCUGGGGUAGCAUCUCCUGGAUCGGGAUGGAGCAGACUGGCCGGGCAGCCUGGGAGCAGCGCUGGGCCCGGCAGCACCAGCAUGGCCCAUGAGGGGCUGGGCCAGUGGGCCCACGGCAGGCACUGGCAGGAGGUGCCGGACUUUCAGAGGCUGCUACCUUCUAAUUUAUUAGUCCUGUGUUCUCGGGUAGAUUUCAAAGCAAACUGCUGGGGCAGGGCAGUGCAGAGGCUGCCAGACACUGCCUUGGCAUGGAGACCAUGGGCUGGGCGCUGCACCGAGCGCAGCACUGGUGGGGGCAGUGGGCUGGGCUCUGCCGCUGCUGGCAGCACGGCUGCCCAGGAGGGUGCCAACCCCAGUGUCAUGGGGUAGGGGCCCAUGCUGGGCUUCCCUCAACCCAGGGUGUGCCAGGAGCCUGCUGAGGCUGGGGCAGCUGGCAGGGAGGUGCUGUGGACUGGAGAAUGAGCUCACCUGGAGCUGGUGGGAAACAUGAUGCUGUUUCCAAGGGCCCCACUCGUGUCUGCUUUGUGGUUCUCAUGCUGGUGGUGCUGGGAACGAUGGUCCUGGAAGAUGGGGGCUAAUCUGCACGUGCUGGUGGGGCUGCCAGGGCUGUGACAGACUCUGCUCUAUGGAAUCUCUGCCCUGAAGGUGAUCCUAGGGCUGAGCUAGCUAUGGGGCCCUGGGCAUGUGUGAAAGGCCAGUGGCAUGGCCAGACCCUUGGUCUUGGUAGGAGCAAGGGGCACAGGAUGCAGACUGAAGUUAGACAGCUGCCUGUAUGGGCAGCAACAUCUGGGCUAUGCUUGGGAAUGACCUCUCCCAAAUUUGGUGUCUUUAACUCCUUUUUGGUGUGAUCCUGGCAGCCUGGUUCCUGCUGGGUGGCACCUACACAUGCACCCUGGCACAGUAGCCUCCUGAGGCUGGAGCUGUCAGCUGUGCUGUGAGCUGGAAUUCCUGCAGCUGCUGUGGGAG
Messenger RNA from Dryobates pubescens (Downy woodpecker), 4617 nucleotides. It is a transcript of the gene MAN2A2, whose product is annotated as mannosidase alpha class 2A member 2. The record is from RefSeq and is a predicted model, not a curated record. Gene Ontology annotation, cellular component: Golgi membrane. The coding region runs from base 134 to 3661 and encodes 1175 amino acids. Gene Ontology annotation, biological process: N-glycan processing; protein deglycosylation; mannose metabolic process. Gene Ontology annotation, molecular function: alpha-mannosidase activity; carbohydrate binding. NCBI's taxonomy places the organism in Eukaryota, Metazoa, Chordata, Aves, Piciformes, Picidae. The transcript is spliced from 24 exons.